AUGGUCCCCGUUGAACUCGGUCUGAUGGCCGCUUCAGCUGCACGCCGACUAACAGCCGCAUCUGCUAUGCGAUCUGUCCGAAUAUUGCCGCGAGGUGUCCUGAUCAGUUCUUGUCGAUUGCAUAGGCCACGGCGGCAGAUGCAGAGAUGCUCGUCCACCUCGUCUGCGUCUCCCAGCCGCUCGGCUUCCUCGGAACCUCAAGCCCACGCUCCGACGUCGAGCUCCCCCAGGAAGAAAGAGUCAGCGGGAGGCAAAUUCAACCUCUAUGGCGACGAUUGGGAGGAUUCGGUGGACUUUGCCAUCAAAUCCUUUGAGGAUCUCCCCCAUCGUCUCUUCGGAGUCAAUCAGCACAUGAUUAUCAACUAUGAGCUCAAGGAAGCUUUGCGACUGAUGCUGCGCCAGUUUAACGCUCCGAUUGUGUAUUGCUUCGCAUACGGGUCUGGCGUGUUCCCCCAAGGCGACAUCAGCCGAAGCGUUACCGAAGCCGAGUUCCGCGCUGUACAUCCUAAACCGCCCGAGGCCCUGGUCAAGGCGCAGAAUGGGUGCCCAAAGAUGAUUGACUUCAUCUUUGGUGUCAGUCACACGCAGCAUUGGCAUUCCAUAAACAUCAGGCAGUACCGGCAGCACUACUCGGCAAUCGCCUCGCUGGGGUCCGGCCUGGUCUCGCGGGUUCAAAACUGGGGCGCGGGCGUCUAUUUCAACCCCUUUGUCGAGGUGAACGGCAUGCUCAUAAAGUAUGGCGUCACUAGCAUAGACAACCUGGUCCACGACCUGACCACCUGGGACAACCUGUACCUGGCUGGCAGGCUUCAAAAGCCCGUCAAGAUCCUCCGCGACCAUCCGCAAGUACGGCUCGCCAACCAGCACAACCUCAUUGCUGCCGUGCGCGCGGCUUUGCUCCUGCUGCCGCCGCAGUUCAGCGAAACCGAUCUCUACAGCACCAUUGCCGGCCUCAGCUACAUGGGCGACCCAAGAAUGGCCCUCCCCACCGAAAACAAGAGCAAGGUGGCCAACAUUGUCAACAACAACGUGGUGCACUUCCGCCGCCUGUACGCGCCCCUCGUCAAGACGCUCCCAAACGUGGACUUUGCCACGCCGUGUCGUCUGGACGACCAAGACUGGGUUCUCGAUCCCAAAGCAGACAGCCUCCUCCAGCAGGACAUGGAUCCCGUCAAGCGAGCCAACAUGGUGCGCCGGCUGCCCCAGAAAUUCCGAUCACGGCUAUACUUUCAGUACCAGAAAAAGCUGUCCAUCUCCCGCGCGCAGUUCAACGAAAUGAUGCAAGCAUCCGCCGACGACGAAGGCACAUCCAUCAAGCGCCGGCUAGGGGGCGAGCUCGAGCAGCGCAUCGUCGCAGACGACCCCCGGCAACUCCGCGAAAUCGUCCGCCUCGUCAUCAAGCGAACCGUCAACUGGCCCAGCACCACGCAGUCUCUCAAGGGCGUCAUAAUGGGCGGCUGGGCCAGGACCAUGCGCUACCUCGGCGAGAAAUUCAGCAAGUGGAACAAGGGGAGGAUGCAGCAAAAGCAGCUGCCGCCAUCCACCUCGUCUUCCGAAUCCGAACCGGGAAAGAGCCCACCGUCGGAACAAAACCCGGCCAAACGCGAAAAACACGACUGA
Ustilaginoidea virens is the source of this 1620-nucleotide messenger RNA. RefSeq lists its product as uncharacterized. The transcript has 2 exons. The record is from RefSeq and is a predicted model, not a curated record. Gene Ontology annotation, biological process: CDP-diacylglycerol biosynthetic process; cardiolipin biosynthetic process. Gene Ontology annotation, molecular function: phosphatidate cytidylyltransferase activity. NCBI's taxonomy places the organism in Eukaryota, Fungi, Ascomycota, Sordariomycetes, Hypocreales, Clavicipitaceae. The coding region runs from base 1 to 1620 and encodes 539 amino acids. Gene Ontology annotation, cellular component: mitochondrion.